Prunus avium (sweet cherry) is the source of this 648-nucleotide messenger RNA. RefSeq names its product putative protein phosphatase 2C 55. Gene Ontology annotation, molecular function: protein serine/threonine phosphatase activity. Lineage: Eukaryota; Viridiplantae; Streptophyta; Magnoliopsida; Rosales; Rosaceae. Gene Ontology annotation, biological process: protein dephosphorylation. The record is from RefSeq and is a predicted model, not a curated record.
AUGGACAUGACCCGAGAGGCAGCCGCCGCUGUCGAUCCAAGAAAAGUGUUGAACCAAGCAUACGCGAACAACGCCGGAGUACAAGGCUCGUCCACAGCUUGCAUCCUCAGCCUCAACAAAGAGCGUGGGGCACUGCACGCCGUGAAUGUCGGGGACAGCGGCUUCAUGGUGUUCAGGGACAGCAGAUGCUUGUACAAGUCUCCACCUCAGCAACGCAUGUUUAACUGUCCGUACCAGUUGGGGAACUACGUCGGCUACGACCGUCCCAAGGCGGCCCUGGAGUUGGUGAUGGAGGCAGUCCCGGGGGACAUCAUAGUGCUUGGGACAGAUGGGUUGUUGGACAACAUGUUUCCGAGUGAGAUUGAGGAUGUUCUUGUGGCGUAUAGAGGAAGCGGUCGGGAUUGUGAGGAGUUGGCUUCCGCCAUAGCCAACCUGGCGCUGUUUAACUCGUUGGACAAGUACAGCGUUAGCCCUUUUCAGAUAGAGGCUGAGAAGGCGGGGGUGGAGCACGCGGGAGGCAAGAUCGACGACAUCACUGUUGUUGUCGCCCAAGUUGUGGCUUCUAGUACCUCCUUCACUACACCAGCUAGCUUAGGUUUCGGUUUUGAACGCACAAAUACGAAGAGAAAAAGAGAAGACUAUAUAUAG